Messenger RNA from Lycium ferocissimum, 2528 nucleotides. RefSeq names its product pentatricopeptide repeat-containing protein At1g71460, chloroplastic. Gene Ontology annotation, molecular function: RNA binding; protein binding. Gene Ontology annotation, cellular component: intracellular membrane-bounded organelle. Bases 112 to 2127 code for a protein of 671 amino acids. Gene Ontology annotation, biological process: RNA modification. The transcript has a single exon. Lineage: Eukaryota; Viridiplantae; Streptophyta; Magnoliopsida; Solanales; Solanaceae. The record is from RefSeq and is a predicted model, not a curated record.
UAAUCAUUUUUUCACUGUAUAUAAAAACUUAUCCUCACUUCAGAGUUCCACACAUCUCCAAACUGUAACAACCAACUGAAUUCCCAACUCUUUGUUUGCUUCACUGAAUCAAUGAUAAGCUGCAACCUUAUUCCUCUCCCUUCAAAAACCAACCUAAAACCUCAUCCAAACACCCAACAUCCUCGUACUUCCCGUACAAACAAUCAUGUACACAAUCUACGUCUUUCCCAUAACAUUAAAGAACCACAAAAACACAACACUUUACCCAACUUAUUAUCAGUCCAUACAAAAAACCCACAUGCCAUUUACAAAGAUAUUCAAAGAUUUGCUCACCAAAACAAACUUAAAGAAGCACUUACCAUUCUUGAUUAUUUAGACCAUCGUGGCAUUCCUGUAAAUUCAACCACAUUUGCUUCACUUAUAGCUGCUUGUGUUCGUUUGAAAUCAUUAAGUGCUGCUAAAAUCGUGCAUACACAUAUAAUAAUUAAUGGACUUGAAAAUAAUGAGUUUAUACAAACUAAGGUUGUUAAUAUGUUUGCUGCUUGUGGGUCGAUUGAUGAUGCGAAGAAGGUGUUUGAUGAAAUGCCUGUGAGAAGUAUUUACCCGUGGAACGCGUUACUUAGGGGAAAUGUGGUGUUGGGUGGGCGUAAGUAUCGUGAAGUAUUGGGUACGUUUUCGGAUAUGAGGGGAUUAGGGGUGGAGUUGAAUGUGUAUAGUUUUUCUUGUUUGAUCAAGAGUUUCGCGGGUGCUAGCGCGCUUUUUCAAGGUUUGAAAACGCACGGGCUAUUGAUCAAGAACGGUUUUUUAGGAAGUGAUAUAGUUAGGACUAGUUUGAUUGAUAUGUAUUUCAAAUGUGGUAAAGUUAGGCUUGCUUAUCGCGUGUUUGAGGAAGUUGAGGAGAGGGAUGUGGUUAUGUGGGGUGCGAUGAUAGCUGGUUUUGCUCAUAAUAAGUUGCAAAGAGAGGCGUUGGAGUAUACAAGAUUGAUGAUAAAGGAGGGAUUAGAUGUGAAUUCUGUUGUUUUAACUACUAUUCUUCCGGUUAUAGGAGAAGCACGGGCAAGAAAACUUGGCAAAGAGGUACAUGCUUAUGUGAUCAAGACAAAGGAAUAUUCGAAGCAGUUGUUCAUUCAAUCUGGUUUAGUUGAUAUGUAUUCUAAAUGUGGAGAUAUUGUAUCUGGAAGAAAGGUGUUUUAUGGGUCAAAAGAGAGGAAUGCGAUUUCUUGGACUGCUCUUAUCUCGGGUUACAUCUUAAAUGGGAGACUUGAGCAGGCGUUGAGAUCCAUUGUGUGGAUGCAACAAGAAGGUUUUAAGCCUGAUCUUGUAACUGUCGCCACUGUUCUCCCUGUUUGUGGGAAACUGAAAGUACUAAAGCAAGGGAAAGAGAUUCAUGCUUAUGCAGUUAAAAAUGGUUUUUUGCCUAAUGCAUCUGUAAGUACAUGCCUAAUGAUGAUGUACUCAAAGUGUGGUUUGCUUCGAUAUUCGUCUAGAGUUUUUGAUAGCAUGGAGAAGAGGAAUGUUAUAUCAUGGACAGCUAUGAUGGAUUCAUAUAUUGACUCUGGGUGUCUUGAGGAAGCACUUGGUGUUUUCCGGUCAAUGCAGUUGUCAAAGCACCGGGCAGACUCUGUUGCAAUGGGAAGGAUUUUAAGUGUUUGUGGGAAAUUGAGACUUUUGAAACUCGGGAGAGAAAUACAUGGUCAGAUUCUGAAAAAAGAUAUAGCAUCUGUACCUUUUGUUUCUGCAGAAGUUGUGAAGAUGUACGGGAGCUGUGGUGCAAUUGAUAAAUCGAGGUUUUGCUUUGAUGCAAUACCUGUCAAAGGAUCUCUAACAUGGACUGCUAUUAUUGAGGCUUACGGAUUAAGUGGCCAAUAUGGAGAAGCAAUAAAUGAGUUUAAGCAGAUGAUAUCAACGGGUUUUGAUCCCAACCAUUUUACUUUUAAAGUUGUUUUUUCUAUUUGUGAGAAAGCUGGAUUUGCUGAUGAGGCUUGUCAAUUCUUCACCAUGAUGACACGAAAGUAUAAGAUAAAGGCAUCUGAAGACCAUUAUACUAGCAUCAUUAACCUUCUACAUCAUGUUGGUCGCAUUGAGGAGGCUGAAAAGUUUGUGCUUCUCAAGCAAUCCUUGGCAUGAGAUAAGAGGAAAAAGAUUGGCCGUAUUGCAUGUUGGUUGGACAUGGUUAUACAUUCGGACACACACCAGUGGCUUGCAGUAGAUUUUGCUAUGGUUUUUCAAUCAACAUUGGUCGGAAGAGUAAUAAUUCCUCAUGCUGAUACACAUAAGGAGCAUGAGGAAGGACCUUCAAAAUGAGAUGAUGUCUAGCCUGAAGAUGCUAAUACAGAUUCAACUAGGACUGGUCUUACCCUUCCAUAGCGCCACUCUAGCAAUUCUUGCUGUAAUAGCUUUGUUGUAUAAAUCUGUAUAGGCUCCAAUAUUUAGUAUGGUAGAUCAACAAGUUUCCUCAAUGAGGAAGCUGAAUGAAGCAUUUAUUUUGCAGCAAAUGAUAUAAAAAGGUCCUUGGAAUUACUAUCCAA